Didymodactylos carnosus is the source of this 1470-nucleotide messenger RNA. Lineage: Eukaryota; Metazoa; Rotifera; Eurotatoria; Philodinida; Philodinidae. The record is from the annotation of a GenBank genome assembly.
AUGGUGGCCGACCAUGCUAAAGAUGACUUUUUAAAACAUCGUUUUAUAUCCGAUGAACUGAUUGAUGUAACAAAGAAUAUUUAUGAUACAGAUCAAUUAGUUAUCUAUGAUUCACGAAACCCGAUCACGAAACACCGACGUGAGGAAAUCGAGUUUACUUCAAUAAGAAUUAUGCGUCUGCUAAAGAAAAAUAUUGAUCGAGGUUCAGGUAUUAUACAAUUAUUACCGGAAGACAAUGAAGAUAUGUGGCAUGCUUAUAAUUUGAUCCAAAUUGGCGAUGGUUUACGAUCGUCAACGGUAAGAAAAAUUGUUAAUACCUCUGACACUGGUACGUCACAAACAAUGAAAAAACGCACAACAUUAACAAUUGAAGUUGAAGCGAUCGAUUAUGAUUCAUCAGCGUGUGCUUUACGUAUUAAAGGUCGAACAACUGAAGAAAAUGAUUUUGUUAAAAAAGGUUCCUAUCAUACUAUCGAUCUAGAAUUACAUAGUCCAUUUUCAUUAAGAAAAACUGAAUGGGAUACGAUCUCAUUAGAUCGUGUUGACAUGGCCACAGAUCCCGUACAAUCGGCUGAUGUUGCCGCUAUUGUUAUGCACGAAGGCUUUGCAAAUGUUUGUUUAAUCACUCAACAUAUGACAAUAAUUCGACAAAAAAUUGAACAUACUAUACCGAGAAAACGAAAAGGUCUAUGUCAACAACAUGAUCGUGGCAUGGAAAGAUUUUUUGAUUCAAUUAUUCAGGCUAUUUUGAAACAUAUAGAUUUUACCAUCGUUAAAGCAGUCAUAUUGGCAAGUCCUGGCUUCAUUAAAGAUCAGUUUUUUGCCUAUAUGUUAGCAAAAUCAAUAAAAGAGGAUGAAAAACAUUUACUUGAUAAUAAAAAUAAAUUUUUAUUACUACACUCGAGUAACGGUUUUAAACAUGCUCUCAUGGAAAUAUUGCAAGAUCCACAAGUUAUUAAUAAAUUAUCUGAUACAAAAGCAGCCACGGAAAUGAAAUUACUCGAGCAAUUUAUGCAGUUAUUAAAUAAUGAACCAGAUCGUGCUUAUUAUGGUCUGGAAUCAAUUGAAAGAGCAAAUCAAGCACAAGCUAUUGAAUGUUUACUGAUAACAGACGAAUUAUUUCGUAACAUCGACUUUAUUAAACGAAGACGAUAUGUGGAAUUAGUUGAUAGUGUCAAAGAAAGUAGUGGUGAUGUUCGAUUAUUUUCAUCGUUGCAUGCUUCAGGAGAACGGCUUGGACAAUUGACUGGUAUCGCUGCUAUUCUGAGAUUCCCGAUGCCAGAUUUGGAUAACGACGAACAGUUACAUCAUCACGAUCAUGCAGAUAAUAUCACCAUCAACGAUGAUUAUAUUCCAGAAAAUCCGAAUAGAACAGUGAAUCAUAAUAAUUAUUACAGCGGACAGGGAGAUAAAACCUCAAAUUCUGAACAAUCAAACAAACAGGCUACUAACGCGGCGUCGGCUUGGUGA